This is a messenger RNA of Odobenus rosmarus divergens (Pacific walrus), 1630 nucleotides long. RefSeq names its product mitochondrial ribosome recycling factor (gene MRRF). NCBI's taxonomy places the organism in Eukaryota, Metazoa, Chordata, Mammalia, Carnivora, Odobenidae. The transcript is spliced from 7 exons. Gene Ontology annotation, biological process: translation. Gene Ontology annotation, molecular function: ribosomal large subunit binding. The coding region runs from base 134 to 1144 and encodes 336 amino acids. Gene Ontology annotation, cellular component: mitochondrion. The record is from RefSeq and is a predicted model, not a curated record.
UCCGGGGCGGGGCCUGAGAAGCCGUCCUGCUAGGGCAGCCUGCUCUGCGAGCCACUCGCGGGGCCCGCGCUGGGGUGCAGGGGCGCAUCGCGGCCGGACUCACCUCGUGGCCUCGGCGUCGUCCCCUCGGCUCAUGCCCCAGAAGCAGAUCCCGACUCCGCGGCCCGACAGCCCUCCAAACGCGUCCGAUUCAACGCCGCCUCCUGCCAGGCGGACGGUGACGCGCUACGCCUGCGCCGCCACGCCGCCCCAUGACGUCAUGGCGCCCGCGCCGCCGCCGUCACCGCGGUGGCGUAGGUCUUUUCCUAGUAACUUGGGCGAUAGCUGUGAAUGUUCACAAGGAUUGUCUUCAGUCAUGGCCUUGGGUUUAAGGUGCUUCCGCUUGGUCCACCCUGUCUUUUGUAACUCCCUUGCAGCCUGGACCAGACCUGUUUCGGAAGGGAUGCUGAAGACAGUGAGUGGAAGACAAAAUGACCGUGGGCAAUCCAUGGCCUCUCUAGCUGUACCAGUCCGUCAUUUUGCUACCAAGAAAGCCAAAGCCAAAGGGAAAGGACAAAUCCAAACCAGAGUGAAUCUUAAUGCUGCCUUGGUUGAGGAUAUAAUCAGCUUGGAAGAGGUGGAUGAAGAAAUGAAGUCUGUGAUGGAAGUACUGAAAGAUAAUUUCAAUAAGACUGUCAAUAUAAGGACCUCACCAGGAUCCCUUGAUCAUAUCACUGUGGUAACUGCUGAUGGGAAGCUUGCUUUAAACCAGAUUGGCCAGAUCUCUAUGAAGUCGCCACAGCUGAUUUUGGUGAAUAUGGCCAGCUUCCCAGAGUGUACAGCUGCAGCUGUCGAGGCUAUAAGAGAAAGUGGGAUGAAUCUGAACCCAGAAGUGGAAGGGGCACUGAUUCGGGUACCCAUUCCCAGAGUAACCAGGGAGCACAGGGAAAUGCUGGUGAAACUGGCCAAACAGAACACCAACAAGGCCAAGGAUUCCUUACGGAAAGUUCGUACCAAUGCAAUGAAUAAGCUGAAGAAAUCAAAGGACAAAGUCUCGGAGGACACCAUUAGGCUCAUAGAGAAACAGAUCAGUCAAAUGGCCGAUGACACCGUUGCAGAGCUGGACAGGCAUCUAGCAGUGAAGACCAAAGAACUCCUUGGAUGAGAGUCCACCCGGGGCAGCAGUACUCCAGAGCCCAGUUUCUGGUGGAUCCCAUGGGUGGCAAAUUGCCCCCUCUCUUCUCUGUCCACACAGAAGGCUGUCACCAUGCAGCUGUCAGUGUUUAUGAGGCUCAGCUUCUAGUGGGACACCCAGACUUGAGCAUUCUCUUCCUCCUUUACCCUGUCCACCCCAUUCUCCUCUGGCCCUCUGCCUUGGGUGGCCCUCAGGGUAUCCGCUGUGACGGAUGGCCUCUACUUAGGGCAUUUGCCCUGAUUAUGACAUUGCCAAGCAACUAGGACUAUUGGCAGGCUCAGCACUGCCUGCUUCUCAUCUCGAGAGCUUCCUUUUCAAUUAGUUGGGCCCCAUCCCCAACUUUGAACUCUGGGUUGAUGUGGGCCUUCACCUGUGACUGGAUCUCUUUGCUAGAGGCCCAUUUUUACCUAACAAUAAAAUCAAAAUAAAUUGGAAAGAAUAACCACCACAAAGGAA